Messenger RNA from Lycium ferocissimum, 2044 nucleotides. RefSeq lists its product as uncharacterized. NCBI's taxonomy places the organism in Eukaryota, Viridiplantae, Streptophyta, Magnoliopsida, Solanales, Solanaceae. Gene Ontology annotation, molecular function: S-adenosylmethionine-dependent methyltransferase activity. The record is from RefSeq and is a predicted model, not a curated record. The transcript has 10 exons. Bases 904 to 1716 code for a protein of 270 amino acids.
CCACUUAUGGGACAAAGAAAAAUGUAAAAUCAUUUUGAAAAUUGAUCUCUCUUGCUUAGACUAGUUUGGGACUGGGGCGAUUUUGUUGAUCCUCUUACUUGGAUACCACCAUUUGAAAAAUGCAAUCAAUCUGAUCACUUUACUUGUUUAGCACUAAUUGAUAGAGUCAAAUGUAAUGAUUUCACAACAGGCUUAUUUUUUUUCACUUUUUAUAUUUCGGUUAGUAGAAUGCAUGCUAGUUUGUUAUGGAUAUUAGCUAAAACCAAUCUUAGUAUGACUACAAAAUUAUGAAGAAAUUGUGUGUUAUCAUCACUUAGUUUAUGGCAUCUGUAAAAAGAGCAUAUGCAUAUUUUUUAUAUUUCCUCAAAAUGAUUAUACCUAAAUUUACUCUUUUUUUCCAAAACAAAAAAAAUGUACACCUAUAUUUUACAUACAUACAAAUAUUGGUCUUUUCUUGCUCAUGAUUUCUUGUGUUUAUGUAUGGGGCGGAGUGAUGGCCAGUUAAGAACUCGCAUGUCCAGAAGAUGAGAGUUGCGGAAAUGAGGAUGCUGAGAGCGAUGUGUGGGCUUACUAGGAGAGAUAUGGUCAGAAAUGAGGAUAUUAGGAACAAGGUGGGAGUGGCCUCCGUGGCAGGCAAGAUGUGGGAGACGAGGCUGAGAUGGUUCGGCCAUAUUCAGAGGAGAUGCACAAAUGCGCUGGUGAGGAGGUGUGAGAGGCUUGUUCUGGAGGGUUUGAAGAGAGUUAGAGGUAGACCAAAGAAGUAUUGGGGCGAGGUGAUCAGGCAGGACAUGGUUAAAUUCUCCACACACUUCUGCAAUAUACAUUGAAGUUCUAGGUCAUCAGCUUCAGUUUUGCCAGGAUCCUAAUUCGAAGCAUUUAGGCACUACUGUUUGGGAUGCAUCUAUGGUUUUAGUAAAAUUUCUGGAAAGAAAUUGUCGAAAGGGGAGGUUUUCUCCAUCUAAAUUGAGAGGAAAGCGUGUCAUUGAACUUGGGGCAGGUUGUGGCGUAGCAGGAUUUGGCAUGGCAUUGCUUGGAUGUGAUGUAGUUUCAACUGACCAAACUGAGGUUUUGCCAUUGCUAAUGAGAAAUGUGGAGCGUAAUACUUCAAGGAUAAUGCAGACAAUCUCAGAUCCAGAUUCAUUUGGUUCCAUACAGGCUGCAGAGUUGGAUUGGGGUAAUGAAACUCAUAUAAAGGCUGUUGGCCCUCCAUUUGACUAUAUCAUUGGGACUGAUGUUGUUUAUGCGGAGCAUCUUUUGGAACCACUUUUGCAGACAAUAAUUGCACUGUCUGGACCGAAGACAACAAUUUUGUUGGGUCAUGAAAUCCGAUCGACAAAUGUCCAUGAAAAGAUGCUUGAGACGUGGAAGAGAAAUUUUGAGGUCAAAACUGUUCCAAGAGCAAAGAUGGAUAGUACUUACCAACACCCAAGCAUCCAGUUAUACAUAAUGGGCUUUAAGUCACAAGGAAGUACCUCGGAAAUUGUUAGACAGAUGGCUCAGCAGCAGACGGAAGAGGUUGGCGAAACAGAAACUACACACGGAUCAGAGGAAGAUGAAAGUAAAAAUGGAUUUAAUCAAGAUGACGCGACUGACAAUGAGGGCAAGGUAGAUAACAACCUGGUUAUGGAUCUAGAUAACACGAAGCUUAGUGAAUGGGAGGCUAGAAGAUGUGGAGCGAUGGCUGCUAGGCUUCUUCGUGAUGUCAAGAUAACAUAAAUUAUAGAGCUCCUAAAACGGCAUUACCGUUGCCAACACUGUUGCACGCUGCAUUACGUGUCAAGGACAUUGAGGUAAGAUUGUCUUUCCACCAGAAGAAGUACUAGUCUUUGAAGUGCCUCUUAUGGUCCAAGUUCAAGUAAAAAAUGCAUGGAAAGAACCAAAGUAUUAUGCUUCUUUUAAGUUGGACAUGUAAGCUUUUAGUAGCGUACCACCAAUUGCAGCACGGAGGUGUGUUAGACCUCAGUUUUCGAACUUGUUUGGGUUUUUGAAGAUGUGUCAAGAAAAAAGAUGAUUUCUCAAUCUAGUGACUUUAAUGUUCAGUUUA